This is a messenger RNA of Sphenostylis stenocarpa, 1617 nucleotides long. NCBI's taxonomy places the organism in Eukaryota, Viridiplantae, Streptophyta, Magnoliopsida, Fabales, Fabaceae. The record is from the annotation of a GenBank genome assembly.
AUGGGAAUUCUGAGCACAAUAACAAGUUUUUUAGGAUUUGGAGUGGGAACUUCAAUUGGGCUAGUGAUUGGAUACUAUUUAUUCAUAUACUUUCAGCCAACUGAUGUUAAGGAUCCAAUAAUUCAACCCUUGGUUGAGCAAGAUUCUAAAACUCUACAACAGUUGCUUCCAGAGAUACCCUCUUGGAUUAAAAACCCAGACUAUGACCGUCUUGACUGGCUUAAUAAAUUCAUUGAGUAUAUGUGGCCUUAUCUGGACAAGGCAAUUUGCAAAACUGCAAGGAGUAUAGCAAAGCCAAUUAUUGCUGAGCAAAUUCCAAAGUACAAAAUUGAUUCUGUUGAAUUUGAAGAACUUAACUUGGGUUCUUUGCCACCAACUUUUCAAGGAAUGAAAGUCUAUACUACUGACGAAAAGGAGUUGAUUAUGGAACCAUCAGUGAAGUGGGCUGGGAAUCCUAAUAUUCUAGUUACAGUUAAAGCAUUUGGGCUUCGAGCCACAGUCCAGGUUGUUGAUCUGCAAGUAUUUGCUUCUCCUCGUAUAACUCUGAAGCCUUUGGUUCCAAGUUUUCCAUGUUUUGCCAAUAUUUACGUGUCUCUCAUGGAGAAGCCGCAAGUUGAUUUUGGACUAAAACUUCUUGGAGCUGAUGUAAUGUCUAUUCCUGGUCUUUAUAGGAUUGUCCAGGAAAUCAUUAAAGAUCAAGUUGCAAAAAUGUAUCUAUGGCCCAAGGCCUUAGAGGUUCAAAUAAUGGAUCCAACAAAGGCCAUGAAAGUGCCAGUUGGAAUCCUUCAUGUGAAAGUUGUAAGGGCAGAGAAGCUUAAAAAGAAAGACCUACUAGGGGCAUCAGACCCUUAUGUGAAACUCAAACUCACAGAAGAGAAACUUCCUUCAAAGAAAACAACUGUGAAAUACAAGAAUUUGAAUCCAGAAUGGAAUGAGGAAUUCAAUAUAGUUGUCAAAGAUCCAGAAUCUCAGGCUUUGGAGCUAACUGUUUAUGACUGGGAGCAGAUUGGCAAGCAUGACAAGAUGGGUAUGAAUGUCAUUCCAUUGAAAGAGAUUACCCCUGAUGAACCAAAAGUGAUGACUCUUAAUUUACUCAAGACCAUGGACCCUAAAGAUCCUGAGAAUGAGAAGUCACGUGGACAGCUCACUGUAGAAGUUCUGUACAAACCUUUUAAGGAGGGAGAGUUACCUCCCAAUGCAGAAGACCCCAAUGCAAUAGAAAAGGCUCCUGAAGGAACACCUUCUAGUGGUGGUUUACUUGUUGUUAUUGUCCAUGAAGCUGAAGAUGUUGAAGGAAAACACCACACAAAUCCGUUUGCACGGCUGCUAUUUAAAGGAGAAGAGAGAAGAACCAAGCAUGUAAAGAAAAAUAGAGAUCCAAGAUGGGGUGAGUCGUUUCAAUUUAUGCUUGAUGAACCCCCCACCAACGAGAGACUAUAUGUUGAAGUGCAAAGUGUCUCCUCAAGGAUUGGCCUUCUGCAUCCUAAGGAAAAUUUGGGUUACGUGGAUAUAAAAUUGUCUGAUGUUGUAACCAACAAGAGAAUCAACGAGAAAUAUCAUCUUAUUGACUCAAGAAAUGGACGGAUUCAAAUUGAGCUUCAGUGGAGAACUCCAUGA